Messenger RNA from Anthonomus grandis grandis, 1727 nucleotides. RefSeq names its product zinc finger protein 184-like. Lineage: Eukaryota; Metazoa; Arthropoda; Insecta; Coleoptera; Curculionidae. The record is from RefSeq and is a predicted model, not a curated record. Gene Ontology annotation, molecular function: DNA-binding transcription factor activity, RNA polymerase II-specific; RNA polymerase II cis-regulatory region sequence-specific DNA binding. The coding region runs from base 711 to 1535 and encodes 274 amino acids. The transcript has 2 exons. Gene Ontology annotation, biological process: regulation of transcription by RNA polymerase II. Gene Ontology annotation, cellular component: nucleus.
UUUGACCGGUUCCCACUGACACUCACAAUAAUUUAAUCGGAACUAAAUUAAAUUCCGCAUUAUCAUGUCAACAUUACGGCGAAAACCGGCAUCUACUAAAGACGAUAUUUACGAAACGAAUCCGGAACUAGACUAUAGUCGUUCCCCAGUGACCGUCGCGAAACCGGAAGAUCCUACUUUUUUCGAUAAUAGAACAGUGAUUGAUAAAGUUUCAUUAUUAAUAAUAAAAUCGGAAAACGAGCAGUUAUUGGAUAGGGAAAUUGAUAGAUCAAAACCAUCUAACGCGCAAGUGUAUCAACCACCCAACCUUAUCUCAGAAACCGAAUCACCAAUAGAAAAAGCGAUAUUUAAAAUUGAAAUAGAAGAUCACAAUCUAAUUAAGGAGGAAAAUGAUGCCCCAGUAGCUGAAGGGCAAGAGUGUCGGGUUGCUGCUAGAACAUUUUCUUUAUAAUUUGGUCACGUUCGUUAAUAGUCUUUGUGAUAUUUGUGAUAAAAUCAACCUCUGUCGGGUGAUCAAGUUGAAUAAACAAGAACGGUCUCUAGCUGCCCAAGUGUUGAAGAAAGUUGUUAAAUUGGGAUUGUCAAGGCGUAAAGUGUUUUUAUACAAAGGACCAAAGAGAGCAUGUCGUCAGUGCUUCACAAAGUUGAUACACCUACGAAGCUACCUUAGAGAAAAAAUUAUUAACCAACAACUUAAGGCCGCGAAACAAAUGGAUCCGAUAAACUCGCAUGAUAAAUCCUGUUUAUGUCAGACUUGUCAAAACUCAUAUUCUGGCUUAGAUGUUCUGAUUAACGUAAUAGAGCAGCAGCAAAAUGAUUCUCAAAACACUUAUUCCUCUUCAAAUACUUAUAUAGAUGAUCAUCAUUUUCAAGCGCUAGAAGCUCAAUCACUAGAAUAUGGUCACAAUAACAUUGAACUACAAAAUGCAACGUCUCAAGAUCAAUUACAUUCUAAUAACAACCAGAAUUCUUCGUUUCUUUACCAUGAUAAUAAUGUACCAUCGGUUAUGCAGACUCAAUCAAUGUUUCCAGUUUCUAACCCUUAUACUUAUUAUCCAGAACCGACUCAAUACAUGCCCUCGACAAGUACAGCCAAUUACUUUAUGGACAAUGUUUCUUUUCCUGACCAAAAUCAAAAGCGGCCACAUAGUUCAGAUUCUAGUUCCAGUUGCACUAGUGAUACAGUAUUACCUAUCAUGUUAUCCCAUAUGUCAGAUCCUGAAUGCCAACCCUCAACUUCUACAAGUCCCUCAUCAAAAUCAAGAAAAGGUAAAAAAAUAUGUCAGUGGUGCCAUAAAGUAUUCAAUCACACCGGUGACUACACUAAACACGUUAGAACACACACAAAGGAAAAACCGUAUCCGUGCCCGCAAUGUGGUAAAACAUUUCCUCACACAUCAAACUUACAUCGGCAUGUGAAGACUCAUAGUGACCAACGACCUCACAAAUGUGAGUUUUGUGGCAAGGAAUUUAUUAGAAAAGAUAAAUUAAAGUUUCAUAAAGAAUGUUGCAGUAGAAGACGGAAAAGCGAAUAAUAUCUGUAAUUUUUUUUAUGGUUUUAAUUUAUUCAAGACGUUUUUCUAAAACGUGCCCUUUUAAAUUCUGGGGGUGAUCUUUUAUUUUAGAGCUACAUGUAUAUUUUGUUUUAUAUAAAGUGCCAUUGUAUGAUAAUGUUAUAUAGUUUAUUACUUUUUAUAAAUUUGUAAAUAAAACUUUUGUUGAGCUUC